CGGCGAAAUAAUAAAAGCUCGGUGUAGGAGGUUUUGAAUAUCAGUUUAAUUUUUGAAAGUGAACACUAUCGUGUACUUGUGACUUGUAUUUCUUUUCCUACGUUACUUUCGCGUAUUUCAUUUAAUUCAACAUGUCGUUGGAACGUGCUGUUCGUGCUAAAAUCGCUGGUAAACGCGACCCACAACAAGACAAAGAAGCUCAAGAAUGGGUUGAAGCUAUUUUGGGCAGAAAAUUCCCCUCCGGUGUCGCUUAUGAAGAUUACCUCCGCGAUGGUGUCGUCUUGUGCGAAUUAAUGAACAAAAUUGCACCUGGAAGCAUCUCCAAAAUCAACACAUCUGGCGGUGAUUUCAAAAUGAUGGAAAAUAUCAACAAAUUCCAAGCUGCCUGCAAAGCUUAUGGUGUAGCCGAUCUUGACACGUUCCAAACUGCCGAUUUAUGGGAAAGGAAAGAUAUUGCUCAAGUCACCACCACAUUGUUUGCUUUAGGAAGAGCUACUUACAAACACCCAGAAUGGACUGGACCUUACCUAGGACCCAAGCCAUCUGAUGAAUGCAAGAGAGAUUUCAGCGAAGAACAAUUGAAAGCUGGUCAAAGCAUCAUUGGUUUACAAGCCGGAUCAAACAAAGGUGCCACUCAAGCCGGACAAAAUAUUGGCGCUAGCCGUAAAAUCUUGUUAGGAAAGUAAAUUUAAAUUCCAUUUUUGAGUCUCGACGAUUGGAGUGUUUUUGGAGUAAUUUAUUCAUCUCUUUCUUUACCUAUUUUUUUUUUUUUAAUCGUAACAAAUUGUUAUUAUUUACCGGGUAUUGUGCAUUUUUGUAUAUAAAUUCGAUAUAGAUGGAAGUUCAGAGCAGUUUGUAAUUUUUUUUUUUACUAUCUACGUUUAAUGUUGUUAACUUUUGAAUAAAAGGUGAAAACCGAAA
Molecule: messenger RNA, 921 nt
Organism: Planococcus citri (citrus mealybug)
Lineage: Eukaryota; Metazoa; Arthropoda; Insecta; Hemiptera; Pseudococcidae
Gene: Mp20
Product: Muscle protein 20
Exons: 4
Coding region: 132-686 (184 amino acids)
Biological process (GO): actin filament organization
Cellular component (GO): actin cytoskeleton
Molecular function (GO): actin filament binding
Source: RefSeq, a predicted model, not a curated record